Phoenix dactylifera (date palm) is the source of this 1965-nucleotide messenger RNA. RefSeq names its product DEAD-box ATP-dependent RNA helicase 15-like. NCBI's taxonomy places the organism in Eukaryota, Viridiplantae, Streptophyta, Magnoliopsida, Arecales, Arecaceae. Gene Ontology annotation, molecular function: ATP binding; RNA helicase activity; nucleic acid binding. The record is from RefSeq and is a predicted model, not a curated record.
CAGUUUAGUCUGAUCCAUUUGCCGUCCUUCCAUCGCCUCUCGAAACCCUAGCCGAGGGUUUUCGAUCUCCUCUCUACUUCCCCCUCCCUCUCUCCCUUAGAAACCCUAGGAAUUUCUCUUCUCGUCUCACCCCUUUCAACCCUAGCCUAGGGUUCUCCGUUUUCUUCUUUAUUUUUCUUGCAGAAGCCUCGAACCCUCUCCAAACCGUAAUCCACCAUCUCUGGACUUGAAGCCGUGCAGAAUGGGUGAAGCAAGGGAAAACGAUGCUUACGAGGAGGAGCUUCUUGACUACGAAGAGGACGAGGAGAAGGCCCCCGACGCCGUUGCGGCCAAGGCUAGUAAUGAGACUGCGAAGAAAGGAUAUGUUGGAAUUCAUAGUUCCGGAUUCAGAGACUUCCUAUUGAAGCCAGAGCUUCUUCGGGCUAUCGUAGAUUCAGGCUUUGAGCAUCCUUCUGAAGGUAAACACUACUUGCACAUUCUGAUUUUGGAGGAGAAUAUGGUAAACCUUUCCAUUAAAGGGCCCAGAAGGUUAUUUUUUACUUACUGGGGGUACCGCUCCAAUUUUGUUUGGUUCUCCAUCAGUACAACAUGAGUGUAUCCCUCAAGCUAUUUUGGGAAUGGAUGUCAUCUGUCAAGCAAAAUCUGGGAUGGGGAAGACUGCUGUAUUUGUUCUCUCAACACUUCAGCAAAUCGAGCCUGUUUCAGGCCAGGUUGCUGCACUUGUUUUGUGCCAUACGAGGGAGUUAGCUUACCAGAUUUGCCACGAGUUUGAGAGGUUCAGCACGUACUUGCCUGAUAUUAAAGUUGCUGUGUUCUAUGGAGGAGUUCACGUUGCAAAACACAAGGAUAUACUGAAGAAUGAGUGUCCUCACAUUGUAGUUGGGACACCAGGAAGAAUACUGGCACUCGCUAGGGAUAAAGAUCUUUCCUUGAAGAAUGUGAGGCAUUUUAUUCUUGAUGAAUGCGACAAGAUGCUUGAGUCACUUGACAUGCGGAGAGAUGUGCAGGAGAUUUUCAAAAUGACACCUCAUGAUAAGCAAGUCAUGAUGUUUUCAGCGACUCUCAGCAAGGAGAUCCGUCCUGUUUGCAAGAGAUUUAUGCAAGAUCCAAUGGAAAUAUAUGUGGACGAUGAGGCCAAACUUACCCUGCAUGGUUUAGUACAGCACUACAUCAAACUGAGCGAGUUGGAAAAGAACCGGAAGUUGAAUGAUCUUUUGGAUGCGCUGGACUUCAAUCAGGUUGUGAUCUUUGUCAAGAGUGUCAACAGAGCAGCAGAGCUGAACAAGUUGCUGGUAGAGUGCAAUUUUCCAUCAAUCUGCAUCCACUCUGGAAUGUCGCAGGAAGAGAGAUUGAUGAGGUACAAGGGCUUCAAAGAAGGGCACAAGAGAAUUCUCGUUGCUACUGAUUUGGUUGGCAGAGGGAUUGAUAUUGAGCGUGUCAACAUUGUAAUAAAUUAUGACAUGCCAGAUUCUGCUGACACAUACUUGCACAGGGUUGGCAGAGCUGGUCGAUUUGGAACAAAGGGACUUGCUAUUACAUUUGUCUCAUCUGCCUCUGACUCAGAUGUUCUUAAUCAGGUUCAAGAGAGGUUUGAGGUGGACAUAAAGGAGCUGCCAGAGCAAAUUGACACCUCCACAUACAUGCCAUCUUGAUGACGCUGGCAAGGUGCUUUGAUACACAAUAAAUCAGACUGAUACUUUGAUGAGCAUAUGGAUGAAUGUGGUGUAAAGGUUGGACUAUUUUGUUAGGCAGCGCCAGAUAUUAGUUUUGGUUGAUCUUUUGUGAGUGAUUGUACUUCACCGUUCCAACAGUAGUUUCUUAUGUGUAGAUUGAUGGUUAACUCCCUAUUACUAGAUCCAGUUUGUGGUAGAGGAUAUGUAUGUGAUAAUGCGUUAGGAUCUCCAUAAAUCAUUUGCUGUAGUAUUUAUGCUAUUUCUAUCUGUUUGAUUUGUCUCUGUUGUGCUA